Molecule: messenger RNA, 1521 nt
Organism: Linum trigynum
Lineage: Eukaryota; Viridiplantae; Streptophyta; Magnoliopsida; Malpighiales; Linaceae
Source: the annotation of a GenBank genome assembly
CUUUGGAUGAAGAAUGAGAGGUACUGAGACCUUGUGAAGGAGGCCUGGAGUUCUGAGGUCGUAGGAUCACCUAUGGGGCGAGUAAACAGGAAGCUCAGAAUAUUAAAAGGGUUACUUAAGCAGUUGAACAAAAGAGAAUAUUCUGAUCUUCAUGAAAGAGUAAAACUAAAGGAGCAGGAGUGGAUUGGAGCUCAAGCUGGUGCAUUGCAGAGUCCCUCAACUGAAACUUUCCAAAAAGAAGCUCGGCUAUCUGCAGAAGUUAAAACUUUACGAGAAGCUGAGGAAUCCUUUUUAAUGCAGAAAUCUCGAGAAGUUUGGUUGAAGGUUGGAGACUCGAACUCAGGGUAUUUUCACCGUUCAGUAAAGAUCAGAAAUAAAAGGAACAUGAUCAGGUCUCUGAUAUAUGAUGAAGGAGUUCGGCUUACAGAUACUGCAGGAAUGAGUAGUAAUGUUGCUGAAGUUUUCUACAAAAGGUUGCUGGGGCAGAAGGAUUCAGAUGUUGAGCUUGUAGUGUUGAGGAGAUGCAGUACCUCCUGAGGUUUAAAGUUGAUGAAGCGCCACAUGAUAAUUUAGUUCGUCAUAUCUCAAAGGAUGAAGUUAAGAAUACCCUUUUUGGUUUUAAAGGUGAUAAAAGCCCGGGUCGAGAUGGUUUUCCAGCUUGUUUCUUCCAAUCUGCUUGGCAUAUUGUUGGUCCUGAUAUCAUAUUGGUUGUGCAACACUGUCUUUUAAUUUGCUCGCUCCCACCAAGUACUAAUUCUACACUUCUAGCUUUGAUACCUAAGGUUCAGAAUCCUGAGAAGAUGAAGUUGUUUAGACCAAUUUCUUGUUGUAACACACUUUAUAAGUGUGUUGCAAAAAUAUUAGCUAAUCGGCUUAGUACAGUUUUUCCUUCCCUCAUUAGUCACAAUCAAACUGCAUUCAUUAAAGGGCGGGUGAUUGGUGAAAACAUUCUCUUAGCUCAUGAGCUGGUCUAGAAGUAUCAUAGGAAUGAUAUCUCCCAAAGAAUUAUUGUUAAAGUUGACAUUAUGAAGGCUUUUGAUUCGGUGGAUUGAGAUUUUUUAAUUACAGUUUUAAAGGCUAUGAAUUUCCCUGAUCUCUUUGUGAGGUGGAUUGUAAUGUGUGUGACUACUCCCAAGUUAAGUGUAGGGUUUAAUGGUAGUAUAGUGGAAUAUUUCUCUGCUUGUAAAGGUUUAAGGCAAGGGGAUCCUUUAUCCCCUUACCUGUUUGCCAUCUCUAUGGAAAUUCUGUCUUGUUUACUGGGAAAAGCAGUUAGGUUGGGUUUGACCCAAUGUGCAGGAGGUUGGGUUUGACCCAUUUAAUGUUUGCUUCUCUGAUGGCUCUAAUCAUGGAAUCCAAUGUAUUCAGAGGGUGUUGGGGAGUUUAGAAGAAUUUCUGGCCUAAAAUCUAACCCUAAGAAAUGUGAAUUAUUCUGUGGGGGAAUUCCUAUUGAAUGAAAAAAUCAGAUGGCUCAGAGAGCAGGUUAUAAGUUGAGUUCUCUUCCAAUAAGAUAUUUGGGAUUGC